AAUGGUUUUCAUCGCUUGUGAAGGUCUCCAAAGAUGUAUGGCCAACUUGAAGAAGCUAGCAAUGGGCAAAGGACGGAGACUCGAGCGAGUGCUGGCGGUGCUCUGUAUCUAUGGAUGUGGAUGGAAGGAACGAACCAAGCAAGACCCGCUAGCUCGUCGGACACUCUAUGUAGUGUACUAGAAUGUGUGUGGAUAUCAAAGUGCCUCUCAUCUUCAAAGCCGACGAUUGGCGGAGAAAGCCCGCCAGAGACUUCCUCGCUCGCUCAGAGGGAGUCGUGAAUAGAAAAGAACAAGGAGAACCCGAAGCAAAAGGAAGGCGACAUGAAGCGCUCUCUUCAAUGGUUCGUUGGAAGUCCUCUCGAGCGAACGGGUCCAGCUAAGGCACAAUAUUUACUUACCUUCAGUGCUUGGGUGACAUUUGCAAGGAUUCUUUAUGCCAGCAAUAAGAAGUUGUCAAUCGGGCAAGGUGUUGUUCAAGUGUUCUUCAGUGACUCUGUCUCCGUUCCAAAUUAGGAACAAUCAUUCAGAACUAGCCAUGAAGGUGGACUUCAAAUAAAUCUUCAACCCUCCUCAUCGACUCCCCUAGAGCGGGACAGCUCUCAGGGAAAGACCCACGGACCCAUUUCUAGCAUGUGGACCCGAGUUCCCAGUCCUCCAGAGGCAAAGAUUCCAACCUCUAGGAGCAAGCACGCUUCAAUCCUUCACGGACAGUGUCUCUACCUUUUGGGAGGACGUAAUGGGAACGUUCCAUUGAAGGAUUUUUGGCGAUAUAACAUAGCCAAGAACAGCUGGGACCAAUUGGUUGGAGAUGGCGAUUCACCAGGUUGUCUUCAAGAACACACCAUCGUUGGCUAUCGAGAGACCCUCUACGUGUUCGGUGGCGAAGUUGGUUUCUCCAAUGGUGUCGAAACCCCUUUAUGGAUGUAUCACAUUAAGGAUAACAAGUGGCGGAAGUUUAUUGCUCCCAAGGGCGUGGUCACUCCCAAAGGCCGACGAUCCCACACUGCCACGGUGUUCCAGGAUUCAAUGUAUAUCUAUGGAGGAUACCAAGAUCUCAGAGGUUCUACAUCUGAGUUGUGGGCUUUUCAUUUUGCAAGCGAAACGUGGCAUUUGGUGUCCCAAGGGGGGGCUGUGGAUGGAGCCCCACCCCGACAUCGGCAUUCGGCCAUUCUCCAUGAUAACGCGGUCUGGAUUUUCGGAGGCAUGACCGACCUUCAGGAGAGGUCCGACUUUUGGCGCUUUGACUUUGUCUCUCGUCGAUGGAGGCCCGUCAAGUCAAAGCCCGGCCCUGGUUGUAUCCAUAGUCAUUGUGCUGUGAAAUUCCUGAGCGUUAUGAUAGUAUUUGGGGGUGAGCGGGAUGGCCAAGUCCUGAACGAGAUGUGGAGGUUCCACUUUGCCACGGAGUUUUGGGAAAAGUUGACUUUUGCCUCCAACCAGCCUAUGCCUCGGGCCCAAACCACGGCAUUCAUUUUCUCCCAGUUCCGGACCAGAGGCAUGGUCCACUACAUGGGGCUUCCAGAGCAAGACUAUUUCGGUUCCAAGCCUGAGCCGGCUUACCAAACAACUACGGAAAAAGCUGCGGAACAAGCUGCCAAAAAUACCCUCAAAACCUCAACGGACGCGGGCGGAGGUCGAAAAUAUGUUUUCGCCACGCCGGAUUCUUGUGUCGACGACACCACAUCCUUGAGCGGCAGGAUUGAGCAAGUCAAGGAGCUCCUGCCCAGUAUGGGCCGAAAACCAUCAUCCCAGUUCCAGAGAUUUGACAAUGCUCGCAACGGCGCACCAGCCAAUUUGAUGAAAGACUUUGCCAAAAUGUCUAACAUGAAUAUUUCAAGACUGUCCAACUACUGCAGUUACUCGAUGUUCAGCAAUGACUCCACAGAGUCCUUGAACACUGCCAGUUCCACUGCCAGUCCCUGCAGCGUACGGCUCGCCAAGUCGCGAAGCAGCCAGCAACUCCUGAACUUGACCCUUCAAGAACCAGAUACAUCGCCUCAAAAGUCUUUGUUGGGAAGUCUUCCCCGAGAUCCCAUGUCUGUGCCAAACUUCAGAAACCUUCAAAAGUCAAAUUCCCUGGACUCCGAGGACGGUCCGGAACCAGUUCGGCUCCUCGUUCAAGCCGCUAAUGUGCUCAGUGUCAAAGAAUUACCCGACCAUGAAGACUCAAAUUCACACGGAAGGCAUGUACCUUUAGAGUCUAUGGGUUCGUCUAAUGGUUUCAUUACCGAUAUCGACGGGGAUUCACUCCGUGCCCCUUGCAGAAGUGAUAGCGAUUAUACCUUUCAAAGUUACGACUGUAGCUCAAGGUCGAGCACGUUGUCCAGUCAGCAUUCGUCAGUCAACAUUCCCAAAUCGUCCUCUAUCAACCGGGGCUUCUUUAGCGGAGAGUCUAAACUUGUGGACCUUGAGGAAGAGGAGGCUGCCACAUUUUAUUCCAGUGACGAGUUUUCCUCCCUAUCAGGGUACGAGUCGAUCGAGGCUGUGAACAGAGAGGAUUGCGAGUCCCGGAUGAGCUUUGCCAACCCUCACUAUUUGGGCCCAGACGUCCAAGCCAUCAUUGAUCGAAAGCGCAUGAUUCGUACCAACUGUCUCCUGCGUGAUGAUUCACAUCAGAGCUUCGCCCAAGCUCUCAAUAGUCCGGCAGAUAGCCUCUAUUCGGAUUACCAGGACUUUCACGCCCGAUUGAACCAAGACUUUGUCGAGAUGAACCAUAUGCCUAGUUACAAAACUGGACCCCUUCAGAAUGGGGCCAACGCUGCCAAACCGGCUAGGGUGAUCUCAACCUUCAGUCGGAAUAACUCCCAGUUUUCUAUUGCUUCCAAGAACGCUCUCAACGAGAAACAAAGUGGCGUAACUGCCCCAAGUAGUCGAAGGCCAUCCCGCCCAAUGUCCGCGGAAAUUGUUGGAGCAAACAAGGUCAGCCCAUUGAGGACCUUACCAUCGUAUUCAACUGAACCCGAAGGAGUAGAAAAUCAGCUGAUGCUUUUAAUGUAUAUCCUAGGGGGGCGUGAGGUUGGCCAGGUUACGGUCUUCAAGCGACCAAUCUCGGUUUGGAAACUGGACCUUACCAAGACAUUUUAGGCAAACCUAUUCCAUGUCUCUUUGAAGUCAGUCGUCAAUAACUUUAAGUAAGAAAUAAUAAUCCAGGAAUGGAACUUCUUAUUAGAACAUGAUCUAACUUGUCCUGAAUGGGAAAUCUGUUAGAAAAACGCGUAAUUGUGAUCCUCCCUCUUAUUCACAUUUAACGAGCCGAAUACAACCUAGUGAGAAAACAAACUGUCAGUGGUUGCUUUUAAUUUCUGGAACUGAGAUGAAUGACUUACAUGGAGUGUAAUGCAAGCCCAAAACUGAGUCACAUCUGUGAGGAGAUACGUACACCGUUACACCCUGUUUACCGAACAUCUGCCGAAUUGAAAUAGCAAUGUAAAAAGGUGACCCGAUCGGAUAACAUUCUGUCACAGAAGUCUUGAAUUACCUGGUGCAUCAGUUUUUAUGCUCAUAAUUCUGUAGUGCCUAGCAAAAGAGGCCAGAAGAAGUUUCUGCUUAUAUUGUGUUUGUAAUUUAAUAUCACCUCUAGGCAUGAUCCCCCUAAACUAUGCGUGGUAAAAGU
Tigriopus californicus is the source of this 3610-nucleotide messenger RNA. RefSeq lists its product as uncharacterized. Gene Ontology annotation, cellular component: Golgi apparatus. Gene Ontology annotation, molecular function: protein binding. Bases 631 to 3081 code for a protein of 816 amino acids. Lineage: Eukaryota; Metazoa; Arthropoda; Copepoda; Harpacticoida; Harpacticidae. The record is from RefSeq and is a predicted model, not a curated record. The transcript is spliced from 7 exons.